GCGGCCGCCCGCCACCCCUCUGAGCCCCGCUCGGGGGCCACAGGGCGCCCCAGACCCGACCCCCGCCCCCGCCGCGCCCGCCGCCGCACUUGUCCCCCCGCGCGCCCCCUGGAGCGCCGCGCACCCCUGGGACCGUUGCGCGCCCCGGGUCCCCAGCAUAACCCCGGGACCCCGCGCGCCCGCCGUCCCGGUACUACCCCGAGAACCCCGCGCGCCCCUGGACCGCGACGCAGCUCCGAGACCUCCGCGCGCCCCGGCAACCCCGCGCGCUCUCACAACCCCGGGGCUCGGCCAACCCGGCUGCGCGUCCCGGCGAAAGGGCCCCGCCCCAGAGGAUCCCCCUCUUGCAACAGACAGAGCCCCGCCCCAGAGGGACCCCCAGGUCCGGCAGGGACAUCCAGCCACGCCCCAGAGGGCUCCCGGCAUCCCGUGUCUGGAGCCCCGCGCUCCAGAGGAACCUCCGUGCCCAGCCGGGGGCUGCCCGCCCAGCUGAGGGGCGCCGCCCAGAAGGGUCCCCCGCGCCCCGCGGGCCCCGGCAGGAUGCACGCCGCCCUGGCGGGGCUGUUGCUCAUCGCCCUCCUCGCCACCGCCCGCGCCCGCCCGCAGCCCCUGGACGCAGGACAGUGCCGGCCGCCCGGAUCGCAGAGGGACCUGAACUCCUUCCUGUGGACUAUUCGGCGCGACCCCCCGGCCUACCUGUUUGGCACCAUCCACGUCCCCUACACCCGCGUCUGGGACUUCAUCCCGGACAACUCCAAGGCGGCCUUCCAGGCCAGCGCCCGCGUCUACUUUGAGCUGGACCUGACAGACCCCUACACCAUCUCGGCGCUGGCCAGCUGCCAGCUGCUGCCGCACGGGGAGAACCUGCAGGACGUGCUGCCCCGUGAACUCUACUGGCGCCUGAAGCGCCACCUGGACUACGUGAAGCUGAUGAUGCCGUCGUGGAUGACGCCCGCGCAGCGGGGCAAGGGGCUCUACGCUGACUAUCUAUUCAACGCCAUCGCGGGCAACUGGGAGCGCAAGAGGCCGGUGUGGGUGAUGCUCAUGGUGAACUCGCUCACAGAGACCGACGUGCGCUCCCGGGGCGUGCCUGUGCUUGACCUCUACCUGGCCCAGCGGGCCGAGAAGAUGAAGAAGAGCACCGGGGCCGUGGAGCGCGUGGAGGAGCAGUGUCAUCCGCUCAAUGGGCUCAACUUCUCCCAGGUGCUGUUUGCCCUGAACCAGACCCUGCUGCAGCACGAGAGUGUGCGGGCCGGGAGCUUGCAGGCACCCUACACCACCGAGGACCUCAUCAAGCACUACAACUGCGGGGACCUCAACGCCGUCAUCUUCAACCACGACACAUCCCAGCUGCCCAACUUUAUCAACACCACCCUUCCGCCGCACGAGCAGGUCACGGCCCAGGAGAUCGACAGCUACUUCCGCCAGGAGCUCAUCUACAAGAGGAAUGAGCGGAUGGGGAAGAGGGUCAUGACUCUUCUGCAGGAGAAUGAAGACAAGAUCUGCUUCUUUGCCUUCGGAGCAGGUCACUUUCUGGGGAACAACACAGUCAUCGACGUCCUUCGGCAGGCAGGGCUGGAGGUGGAGCACACGCCCGCGGGACAGACCAUCCACAGCCCUGUUGCCCGGAGCCCGGCACCUCCACCCGAGGGGACCUCGGCGAGCCCCGCCCAAGCGACCCCAGCUGCUGCCAUCCCUGCGGUCCCCUCGGCAGCCCCCACUGCCCCGCCUGAGGAGGAGGACCCAGCCCUGUCCCCGCACCUCCUGCUCCCCGACAGCCUCAGCCAGCUGGAGGAGUUUGGGCGGCAGAAGAAGUGGCACAAGAGGCAGAACAAACACCAGCGGCCGCGGCAGUUCAAUGACCUCUGGGUCCGCAUCGAGGACAGCACCACCGCCUCGCCACCACCACUGCCCUUCCAGACCACGCACAGCUCCGGAACGGCCAAGCCCCCCUUCCAGCUCUCCGACCCGCGCCAGCAGCAGGAAGAGCCGGGGCUGGCCAGCAGCUCAGCGCCCAGCCGCUCACAACCCGCCCUGGGCCUCCUCCCCGCCAUCGCUGCCAGCAUCACAGCCCCCUUCCUGCUGCAUACCCUCGGUCUCUCCUGACCUCUGCCGCCCGCCUCCCUGCCGGGUGCAGAGAAAGAAGCCAGAGAAACCGACGGGAGGGUCUGCGGCCACACCCACGGCCCCUGCCACCACCUCCAGGGGUGCCGGACACCUCAUGGGUAGUCCAGACGGGAUCCGUUAGAACACUAGAGCUUUAUUGUACCCGAGUUACAUCUUCUUUUUUGUAGAAGGAUCUUAAUUUCCCAUAGUGCUAUGGGGCUGUUUUGUAAAAUAUGUGUCCAUAUUAAAAAAGGAAAAUGUAUUUAUUCUACUGAUAAAACUAUUUUUAUGUGGCCAAUGUUAAUAACACUUUAACUAGCCCCAUCGCCAACCCAGGAGGUGAACCCAGGUUGCCAGCACGUCUGCGACCUCAUGGGGACCGUGGCUUUGAACUGGCUUGCUUCUGGAUCAGCGGAAGCCUCCAGCAACCAGGUUUGGCUUCCCCCACUGCAGGGACCUCAGAGGGAGGGGCAGGCAGACAGGCUUAGCUUUUGUGAAGCUGGAUUUGGGAGCCAGAGAUGUGAACGCUAACGGUCCUUCCUUCCCCUGGAUGCAUCCUGGGGCUGGGACGAUACUUUAGGAAAGAGAAUGCUGCUAUUUUGAAAACCCUGAGUGUCUGUGAACUGGCCCUCCAGACCUCUUGGUAUGUGUUCCAGCCAAGGCACUUGGGUGGGGGAAGGGAUGUUGGUGCUGAAGGAAGUGGUCCCAUAGCCCCAUGUGACACAUGGUUAAACUCGCCAAAGAGAGUAAGGUCGUUGCCCCAGGUCACAAAGCAAGUGGGAGAUCCAGGCCAUGAGUCCAGACCUCCCUGUUCUGGUAUCGUUAAUCCAGCUUGGCUUACAGGAGAGGCUGUUGAAGUCACGGCCAAGUGGAGUGAGCUGAGCCGAAGGACAGGAGUGGGCACUGAAGGGCAGUUUUAGAGGCAGGGCCUCUAGGAAUCCCAUGGUAAUGAUACUUGUAAUGAGAGCUGCCAUUUGUCCAGAGCCUGCAGUGUGGCAGGCAUUUUGCACAUUCACUUUAUCACAGAUCCUCACGCCAGUUCUGUGAGAUGUGAUUGGCCCCGUUUCACAGAUGAGGAAACUGAACCCCCAUAAGAGAUAAAGGGACUUGUUCAAUGUCACCCAGCCUGGACGUGGCCCUAGAUCAGUGUGAUUCAAAAGCAAUGCUUGUCUCCUAGACCAUAGUCUGUUGUGGUCUCUUUGCACAGGGAAUCUCCAAGGGAGGCAGGUCUCACCCAAAUGGGCCAGCUCACACUUCUUACUCCAGCCAAAGAGACCACUUGGCUACAGUAAUCAUGGUGGUCCCUCUAGCCAAAGGGCUCUGGCAACAGGCUCUCCCACGUGUCCCAUGUCCCGACUUGUCGUAUCUUGAAGCCGAUGAGAGGUUUUCCUGCCGAAUCAGAGAGGCUGGAGGAUAGCUGUGAUGGGCCUGGUAAGGCAGAGCAGCCAAAGGGGGGCAAGCAGGCCACUGAGACUCAGAGAAACUGACCAGCUUCUCUGUCCUCAAGGUGGUGGCUGAGAAGGCAGAGGACCCAGAUUGGUUGCCUCCCAGCCCUGACCCCUCACUGGGCUGGCAGCUCAUCAAUUACAGAGUCCUGGAACCCAAGAGCAGAAAGUGCCCCUCGUUUGACAGAUAAUAACAGUGAGAGUAAAAAUAAGGCCCAGAGAGGUGAGGCAUUUCCCCAAGGCUGCACAGCUGAGCAGGUCUGCUGACUCCCAGCUCAGUGCUCCCCAGCAUGACUGCACCAUGGGCUUCCCUGGCAGGCCUGGUAGUGUCUGAUUAGAAUCAGGGCUAUUGUGCCCAGCUUGGCAGCUGUCUCCCUUCUGAGACAGUAGAAUUCUGGGCAGCUCGUUGGAUGGUCAGAAGUCCCACAGGCAUCUUGGCAAGCAGCUGAAUUCUUUUUAGCUCCGACCCAGAUGGAUGUGUUUGAACUUGAGAUCUGGCAGGAGCCCUGAGCUCUGCUUCAGAGGGUCCAGCCAGCCCCAUGGGUACCAAACUGUAAACUGAACUUGACCCCAGCCAAGGCUGGAGUCCGUUUAUCCUUGGCAGAAAUGUGACUUCCUAUUUCUGAGCAGGAAGGGGCUUAGCUGACUUAUAAAGCAGACUCAGAAGGCCUGCUGGACAUCAAAUACAUCGUGCAGAGUGCUAUUUGGAUGAGAUAAGUGUAAAGGAAUUAGAAACACACAGGCCAGAUUUCCCGCUGUUCAGGGCAGAGUGUGGCAUGAGAUGUAUUGAGAUGGAGCUUGAGGUUAAUUAAAGAUGAAGCAUUUGGUAAACAGUCCACGCAUCUGACCGCAUGCCCAGAUCUGUACCAGGCACGGGGCCAAAGAGGUAAAUUAAUGCAGUGUGUGAUUAUCAAACACACACAGUGCCAGGCUCUGUGUUGGGGCCAAAUCUAGCCGCCUUCCUUGGCCUAGAGGAAUUCAUCAUCAAGAUGCAACAAGCAGCCCAAUCCUAGGUUCUUAGAAGGAACUUUAAAGGUCAUUCUGUCCAGGCCCGUGAUCACAGGCAGAUGCCCCCAGAUCCCUCCUCUGGGCAGGUUGGGAGAUCCCAAACUCUCCCUCCACCAAGCACUCGAGUGUUUAAAGAAAGCCACGUGGGCAGCUGAUGGAUGGGCCAAUUGAUCAGGUAGACAUGUGCUGAUGGGACAGCCAGAGCCAGCGUGAGUUAGGCAGACGUCUGUAGCCUAAGUUCACUGGUCCCUGAGGACCACCCGCUGGCCAGGGUUUGAAAUGAACUGAACUUGCUGACGUAUGUCGCAGAAGACCCGAGGCACAUGUACAGAAAUCUGCAUGGCUGGGGCACUUGAAUUCUCUCUUCCUGGGCCCGGGAACCAUCAUCCCAUCCACAGCUACUCACGUGCUUUGGAUGAUCUAUCCACCACUGCUGACAUUUUUU
Messenger RNA from Eubalaena glacialis (North Atlantic right whale), 5004 nucleotides. It is a transcript of the gene TRABD2B, whose product is annotated as TraB domain containing 2B. Gene Ontology annotation, cellular component: organelle membrane. The coding region runs from base 541 to 2106 and encodes 521 amino acids. Gene Ontology annotation, biological process: negative regulation of Wnt signaling pathway. The record is from RefSeq and is a predicted model, not a curated record. Gene Ontology annotation, molecular function: metalloendopeptidase activity; Wnt-protein binding. NCBI's taxonomy places the organism in Eukaryota, Metazoa, Chordata, Mammalia, Artiodactyla, Balaenidae. The transcript has 7 exons.